UAUUUAACUUUUAGCUGUUGCACAAAAUGUUGUAUUUACGCUCCGAACAAAAUGUAUUCAGUUUUUUAUUUGAUCGUUGUGGCCGUCGGUAUUUUGUUGUGUUUUCACGAAAUUAUUGCUGAUAUUGAUAUUGAACGUGAUGCCAAACUAUCCACUCCAGAACUCAUAACUGUGCAUGGUUAUCCUUCCGAAGUGCAUCAUAUUAAAACUGAAGAUGGAUAUAUUUUAGAGGUGCAUCGCAUUGCGAACCCUGGCAAACGACCCGUUUUAUUAAUGCAUGGAAUGCUUGAUUCUUCGGCGACAUUUGUCAUGUUGGGACCGGGCAGAUCUUUGGGAUAUAUACUUCACGACAUGGAUUAUGACGUUUGGCUAUCGAAUAGCCGCGGGAAUGAUUAUUCGAAAAGGCAUGUAAAAUAUCAUCCAAAUGGAACACGGGAAGAGCGUAAAAAGUAUUGGAAUUUUUCAUGGCAUGAAAUUGGGACCAAAGAUCUACCAGCGACGAUUGAUUACAUUUUGAAAAAAUCAAAUUAUUCGCAAUUGCAUUAUAUUGGCCACUCGCAGGGUACGACGGCCUUUUUCGUUAUGACAUCGGAGAGACCUGAAUACAACGAGAAAAUUUUGUCAAUGACCGCAAUGGCUCCAGCCGUCUACAUGGGGCAUGUUGACAAUGAAAUAUUGAUACUUAUUUCUCGAUAUUUAAGCUCAAUUGAAACGGUAGCCGAAUGGAUAAGUUUCUAUGAGUUCUCUCGACAAGCCAAUCAAUUGUUAGUCCAAACACAGAACAGUGUAUUGUGUUAUAUAGACGCACUGCGAACUACACAGCUGUGCAACAACAAUUUUUCACCACUAGUGGGCAACAUCACCGGACAUGUAAAUAGGACAUUGAUUCCAAUGUUUCAAACUCAUGCGCCGGCUGGCAGUUCGAUGAAGCAACUAUUUCAUUACGGACAAUUGAUACGAAGUCAUCGAUUUUGUCAGUACGAUUACGGUUUACAACGUAAUCUACGAAUUUAUCAGCAUGCAGUGCCGCCUAAAUACAAUUUAAAAAAUUGCACCGCCAAAGUAGCAAUAAUUUAUUCGGAAAACGAUACAACCGUUGCGGCGGAAGAUAUAAGAUCAUUGUCAAAGGUUCUACCAAAUUUACUUGAAAUUCGUCGAGUCGACGAUGACACAUUCAAUCAUAUCGAUUUUAUAUGGGCAUCAGAUGCCAAGGAGCUCGUAUAUGAUUACAUCAUUGGUUGGAUGAAAUCAUUGGACGACCGGCAUGAUAGUGACAACGAAUAAAUCAUCGUAUACAAUCAAUACUAGAAAUAUACAUCUAAUAAAUUUUUCAUUUUACAUUACUUUUGAAUGGAAAAUUGCAUGUCUCCCAUUUUCAUUCAAUAUGUUCAUCUUCCUUUUUCUAUUCAUUCAUGCAUCUUAGUGUAUUGGCCAUAUAUACCAAAAACCAUUUUUUUCACUUUGAUUCUUGAAUUCUUUCAAGCGCCUAUAAAACGCUCAGUUUCACUACUGUACUUUUGACUUCUUCAGAAUCGAUCAAAGAAAAAUGUCUCCGAAUGAAACAUUUUAUGCAUAGGCGAGACGACAACGGCGACGACAGGGUGGUGUGGUAGGGAGAGGCACUCAGUGAGUCAUCAUGCAUAAAGCACUCACAGUAUUUCUUAAACAAAUAUAUAUUCGAUAGCAUUGGCUGCUUUUGCUAUGUGCAUAAAUGAUGUAAAUUACACGCAAAUAAAAAAGCAUUCUAUUUUCGGAUUAAAAAAAAUGUUGAGAACAAAAAAUCAUUUAACUUCUAUGUAUGUAUCACAUCAAUAAGGUUUUCCUGUUUGGGUUCUGUUGUUAUUGCUUUUUUUUCUUGAUGUUGCACGACGUGAACAUUGAUUACAUUUGAAUCGAUAAAGGAAAACUAGUAUUUGUGUGAAUGAACUUACCUGCCGGUAAACCAGGGACACGGCAUGUAUGACAGAAACAUUGCAAAACUGAAUCACGAACUAAUCCAAUCAGCAUUUUGUCGAUUUAAUACUUCAAUAUUGCACACGAAUUUCACCAACUGAACAGACAAAAACAAAUAUAAUUUUUAUAUUUUUGCUUCAAUUUUAUUUGACUGUAAUUUUCGGAAAUUAAUAAAUCUGUGAA
Contarinia nasturtii (swede midge) is the source of this 2136-nucleotide messenger RNA. RefSeq names its product lipase 1-like. The transcript is spliced from 5 exons. The record is from RefSeq and is a predicted model, not a curated record. Lineage: Eukaryota; Metazoa; Arthropoda; Insecta; Diptera; Cecidomyiidae. Gene Ontology annotation, biological process: lipid metabolic process. The coding region runs from base 52 to 1284 and encodes 410 amino acids. Gene Ontology annotation, molecular function: hydrolase activity, acting on ester bonds.